AUGGCUGCAAUUAUUUACCGCAAGAGAUCCCUCUUCGAAGAUUUACAAUCACCACCGCCGAUUUCAGCAUCAUCUCCGGUUUCAAAUAAGCUUCGUUCUUCUUGCUUCAGCACCUAUUCAAUUCUUUUCGAUCAGCUGAGAGCUUUAUUUCCAGAAAUUCAUACUCAGCUACUUGAGAAAGCAUUGGGAGAAUCUGGCAAUGACCUGGAUGCUGCUAUUAGGAGUCUGCAUGAGCUACGCAUCGGAUUUUCAGAUGGAAAGUUGGAUACAGAAGAGAUCGAAAAUGGUAUGAAGCCUACCACUGAGCCGGCUGCUCAGUCAGAAGAUCCUUCAGCUGAAAACAAUUUUCCUGCCAAUGGUGUAGAAUGGGUGGAUUGUUUUGUGCGGGAAAUGAUGACUGCUACAAGCAUAGAUGAUGCCAGGGAUCGAGCUACUAGACUGUUGGAGAGCUUAGAGAAAUGCAUUAGCUCACGUGCAGGUGCUGAGGCAGCUCAAAAUUUUCACAAGGUUGGUACUUUUAAUGCAUGUUUUCCAUUUUAA
This is a messenger RNA of Solanum lycopersicum (tomato), 540 nucleotides long. RefSeq lists its product as uncharacterized. Gene Ontology annotation, molecular function: protein binding. Lineage: Eukaryota; Viridiplantae; Streptophyta; Magnoliopsida; Solanales; Solanaceae. The record is from RefSeq and is a predicted model, not a curated record.